This is a messenger RNA of Lymnaea stagnalis (great pond snail), 1583 nucleotides long. Lineage: Eukaryota; Metazoa; Mollusca; Gastropoda; Lymnaeidae. The record is from the annotation of a GenBank genome assembly.
GUCUGAACAUGUCUGAGCAUACUUUGUUGUCGUAAUGUUGGCCUGACAUUGAAAGACUUCCAACAAAUAAGAUAAACCUAACACUCAGCAGAGAGUGUCCACUGGAUGGAUGUGUCCUCACUACUUCCAACAAAUAAGAUAAACAUAACACUCAGCAGAGAGUGUCCACUGGAUGGAUGUGUCCUCACUACUCCAACAAAUAAGAUAAACAUAACACUCACCAGAGAGUGUCCACUGGAUGGAUGUGUCCUCACUAGUUCCAACAAAUAAGAUAAACAUAACACUCACCAGAGAGUGUCCACUUGAUGGAUGUCUCCUCACUACUUCCAACAAAUAAGAUAAACAUAACACUCAGCAGAGAGUAUCCAAUUGAUGGAUGUGUCCUCACUAGCUCCAACAAAUAAGAUAAACAUAACACUCAGCAGAGUGUCCACUUGAUAUAUGUGUUCUCACUAGUUCCAAAACUUGACGAUGUGUUCUAAUUUCGGACAGAUGAGCCAUGAAGUUGCUUUUUUUUACUUUCAUAAAUUCUACUUUAGACUGAGCGGAAAGCAACAUAGCUGAACACCAAAUUUGGAAACAAAACGCUCUACAAAAUUUAGGACAAAAUGACUAAACAGAACACAUCUACUAUGGAGCUCACGGCGGGCCUGGACGACGUGAUUACCUAUGAAGCUAGGCUCCACAUCAUUGUCGUGCUGGUCACUUUCAUACAGCCGCCCUUUCUCGUGCUCGGCCUGGCGACUAACGUCAUCAGCAUCAUCACGUACAUCCGGCUCGGUCUCAGAGACAGCAUCAGCGUCUGCUUCUUCCUCUUGUCCUGCUCCGACCUUGCCGGCUUGGCCUGCGUGGUCCCGGUCAACAUCUUGGCCAACAUCCCGCUGGACACACCGAUCCGGCAAUGGGGUCUGGACAGCGUUUCACUGACGUACCUGAUCAUUGUCUACUACCUGAUCUUCUUCGACACGUCCCAGCUGAUCACGACGUUCAUCGCGGUCCAGCGAUGUUGCUGCGUGGCGCUGCCGUUCACAUUCAAGAACACGUUCACGCGACCUCGCGCCUUCGCUGUGGUGAUUGUCUUAAACGCGUACUGCGUUGCGUCCUACCUCCCGAUCAACGUCUCCCAGGGUCUGGCCCCGAAAUUCGACGUGCCCAGAAACAGGACCGUGUGGACCAUGUGGGUGUCCAGCAGACGGCAGGACUUCAUCUUUCUGCAGGACUACCUCAGCGGAGUCUUCCUGACCACAUCCUGCCAGGUCGCCAUCGUGUUCGCUCUCUGUGUCCUGGCGUACAACCUGAAACAAGCCUCGUCUUUCAGAAGGGCUCUCAACCACCCCAAAGGUACUUCUUAUUACCCAUCACCACGAGCGGAUAAGCGAGAACAACGGGGGCCCAAACUGAAAACCAAAAUUGAAGGUCAAGGUCGCUCUGGCAGCAGACGUGAAAUUCAAGCCGUUAAGGCAGCGGCAGUGGUGUCCACGAUUUUCGUGGUGUGCAACACGCCGAAAGUUGUCUUGGCUUACGCUUGUCUCAUCGAGCCCGAGCUCAGUUUGUACCAUCGUUAUGAAAAUAUUUACUUCGUU